This is a messenger RNA of Periophthalmus magnuspinnatus, 1551 nucleotides long. RefSeq names its product coiled-coil domain containing 105 (gene tektl1). The transcript has 8 exons. Bases 1 to 1551 code for a protein of 516 amino acids. The record is from RefSeq and is a predicted model, not a curated record. NCBI's taxonomy places the organism in Eukaryota, Metazoa, Chordata, Actinopteri, Gobiiformes, Gobiidae.
AUGGAGGUGCAGGCGCUCCCUCUGGGCUCGGUGACCGUGGGGGCUGCGUCCUGGCGCGAUGGCACAGCGCGCGCGGUCCGCAGAGCAGAGCGACUGGUGCGGCAGACUCGAGCCGGGACAACGUCAGCCCUGAGCCGGCCACAGACCAGCAGCGCCUCGGUCACACUCCCGGGCUCCGCGGAGGACACGACACCGGAGCCACACGGGCCCGGAGAGAAAGAAAAGAGGUGUGACUCAGGCAGAGAUGAACACACAACUCCAACAAGACCAAGAACUACAGCAACCACGCUGCUGUCGUGCUCUCGGCGGUCUGCAGGGGGCGCGCCGUUCCCUGGCACUGCGCUGCGUGAGGCGUGUGCGGGAGCGAGCGUGGCGACGGCAGGCGGGUACAUGCGGGCGGUGCGGUGUGUGGAGGCGGAGCUACGCACAGAGGCGGGCCGCGUGGCUCAGGAGGCGGGCAGACUCCAGAGAGAGAGGGGCCUUCUGGAACAGACCCUCCGCAGCCUGAGGUCCCAUCUGGGCCUUAACCGCAGCAGCUCCAGACACAGGACCAAGAGAGACACCAGGGAGAGUGUCACUGAUGGUGCAGACGAGCUGUUGCAGUGUGAGAGGAGAGAGCUGCUCCAUCUGAAGCAGGAGCUGGAGGAGACCCUGAGCUCCACUUUGACCCAGAUACAGUCUCUCUCUCUCUCCAGUCGUCGUCUCUUGUCUUGUGCCUCUGAGCGUGCUCUGGUUUUGGAGCUGCUUCCUCUCAGUGGAUCAGGCAAAACCAAAGGAGGAGCCUCAAGAGGAGCCUCAAGAGGAGCCACAGGAGGAGCCUCAAGAGGAGCCUCAAGAGGAGCCACAGGAGGAGCCUCAAGAGGAGCCUCAAGAGGAGCCACAGGAGGAGCCAUAACUGUCACUCAGGACCAGACUCUACCCAACCCCACCGGCCCCUACACCCCAGAGUGUAAAGAGGCUCUAGACUCCUCCUGCUCUUGUCUGAAGGAGUCACAGCGUCUCAGACAGACCAUCAGACAGAAGCUGAGCAGCGCCCUCCUCAGGCAGAGAGCGGUACAGCAGAUGGUCAAUGACGGGCUGCUGAAGAAGGUGGCUGAGACCAUCAGUCUGCAGCAGUCUCUGGGGGUGAUGUGCGGCGCUACGAGACAGGCCCUGUAUCGAAAGCAGAGAGAGAUGGACCUCAUUCUCCACAGCCACGGACGUGCUCAGGGUCCAGAGUACAGUGGAGACGUUCUGUCCAGAGAGAGGCUGGACAGGCCCCUGGUGCAGGUGUAUCACAGACACCCAGGGACCCAGCUCCCAGAGGCGGCUCAGCUCAUCCAGGGCAGUGCGAUGCUGGCUCGCUGCUUCUCCUCUCGACAGGCAGAGUUUGAUCGUCUGCAGCACACCUCUGCCUUGCUCCACAGCGACCUCCAGAGGAAGAGCGCCGCCGCUGCAGUCGACUCCGCCGUGCUGCGGAUGAGGCGCAGACAUGUGGACAAGCGUGCAGUACCAGUGUUUCUCCAGCAGGAUGCGCUCCAGAGCAGCACAGCCCUCUCCUGUGCUCAGUAG